CUAUAGAUUAGAAUGAGAUGAAGGGAAAAGGAACAAUAUCCCUCUCCCUUCUUUAUACGCUGCACAUGCUACCUUCAGUAGCUCCUGUUCUGUACUGCUAUGUUUGUGAUGAUUGUCCUGAGUCUAGUCUCAGGCCACUCCGUCACAUGUCUGCGUGCCCUGAUGACAGCUACGUUUCAUGCAUAGCAACUCUCACUACUUUCGCAAACUUUAGGACAAUCAGCCGUGGAUGUAGUAAGGCUCCUGCUGUUUCACGUAGAAGGGAGAGAUACAGUAAAUACAAUGGAGCUGUCUGCUCACAACACACUGUCAAUAUUAUGAGGGCAACUGUUUGUCUGUGUGGUCGGGACACCUGUAAUGGGCCUAGUCUACCUCCAAAAGAUUUCUUGGAGAACGAAAGUGAUAUCAUAGACAUUGAUGAGGUUGUGAAAGAGAUGAACGAAGUCAAAGAGGUUAAACCGGCUCCAGUGGCCUCCAAAGCCUUUAGAGAUUCGGCAAUACCAAUUAUUUUUCUAAUUUGGAUAACAGUAAGAACUGGCUACAGGGUAAUAGUUGUUCCGACACCAAUACUAUUCGGAACAUAGUUUUUAAACUAGGAUAUCAAUAUGGUGUAUCUUACAUUGAGAGAAAUUGAUGAAGUUUGAUCCUGAACAUUCUUAUAUCUGGGGCAAAAUUUAAUUGUGUGUCUUUUUCUUAAAAUACAACUUCAACUGGUUUUAACAGUAAUAUUAUUAUCAUUUUGAUUUUUUUUAAAUUCAAGAUCUAUUUUGUAUUUGAAUUAAUCUUAUCUUCGCAUGAAGUUGUGAGCGUGAACGAGGUUAAUUUUAUUGAAUUGUUAAUAGUAUCUAUAAUAAAUGUAAAUAAGGAUAUACAUAUUUCAAAUAUACCGACCAAUAAGACAGUAAACUAACAAUUUCUAAAUCAUAUUUUUAAUUUUAAACUGGGAAAAGAAUUGAUUUCCCCUCAGUCCAAAAUUGUCUAACUUUCAUCCUAAUGUCAAACAAACUGUAAAACAAAUACGAAAAAAAAUUAAAUGAUAUAAUUUUAUUAAAUGAUAUAACGUUAUUAAAUAACCUUAGAUAUAUCGAACCUUAUGUUUUUCUUAUCAAUGUCUGAGAUAACGGUUAAGUUGCAUGUGGCUCAAAACUCUUAUCGAAAUAUAAAAAAAUUGUUUUCAGAUUCAUUAGAAUUGUUUUAAGGCAAAAGUUAAGCUUCAAGUGUUCUACUCGCCAUUCUUGAUGCAGCCAUUUACAUUGUUGAAAAAUAUUCUUAAGAAUUUAUGUAAAGAAUUUAAGUUUACAAAUUACGAGAUGAAAAUUUGGAUUUAUAAAAUAGUUUAAGUUCUUUUAUUCUGGGUGGCAUACUGGAUGCAUUCUGGCCGAUAAACUUUGUUUGAUGCAUUUCGAUUGAACUUUAAGAAAUAUAAAGUGCAAAAUAAAAAGACGAGUUUUUUAUAUUGAUAAACUAGCUUGUACUUCUAACUUGACCAGAAUUCAUUCUGGCCCGAAAUAGAGCUAAUUCAUUUGAUGUACUGCAUUUUUAGUUAAUUAAUUUACUGAAAAAGAUUUUAAAGCUAAAAGCAUUAUUCAAACACUAGUCAACUCUCUGUGUGAGAAUUAGUGAUGGUAGAAAAAACAUCUGUUACUUUCCAUAAAGUUUCUUCACAUCAAUAACUUUUCCCUAGAAUUGAGAUUUACCGGGCAGUUUGGGCAGUCAUUACUUUUUCAAUUUUAAACUUUAAAUUAAACUUAGUAAACAUUUGGACAAAUUCAGAGAAUGGGACAACUAAUAUUUUUUCGACUUUUUCUUUAACUUCUGUCUCAUAAAAGCAAGAAUGAAGAACCUUAUAUUUUGCCUUGUUUUGUGAGCCCCAUGUAGUAAUUGUGAACAUUUCAGCUAUGAACUUGAUCCUUUCGACUAGAAGUUCAGAAAUAUCAUUCUGUCGUUCUAUCUCUGUCUUUAAAAAAUUCCCGGCUCAUACCUUUAUAAAAGUUUGCUCUCUUCCUUUCCAGCCAUGCCAGGACACUGUCUGAAGCGCCCUUGGCCUAACAAAAGAAAAAUCAGAGUUAGGUGUGAACUCAAAGAAAGUCUGGUUUAAACUUUAAACCCUAUAUCUUGGCAACUUGAAGGUAUAAUUGUAUAUUUCAACUAAUUGUUUUCCAGUUUUAGAUAUUAAUGGUCUAAAGCAUUAGGGAGCAAAUAAGUAAGGAUUAGAUAAUUAAAAAUUAGUAAAGAAAAAAAUUUUCAAUCAUUUUUAUUUCUCUAAAUUUUAGAGCGCUACUGAAAGAAAAACACAAUAAAAAGGAUAAACUUUAGAUAUUAUCUGAAGACUUUUAAUGGGAACAUUUUGAAUCGGAGCUUUUACACUAUUUUCUUCUUUCAGUAGAUAAUUUGUAUCUAUAAAUUAUUUCUACACUUCCGUUUAAUAAAUGGUACAAGCCAGAUUCAUUUCCUAAUAUCUAAAAAUCUCAGAUAUUCCAAAUUGAUCAAUUAUGUUUUUAUCUUCGUUGAAGACUGUGAGAUACUCCCAUUAGCGCCGUGUAUUUAAAAAAAUGGUAAUUACAUAAAUGUACUUAAAGGGAGUGUUCGCGAAAAAUAAAAGGGGGUAA
Eurytemora carolleeae is the source of this 2609-nucleotide messenger RNA. RefSeq lists its product as uncharacterized. The record is from RefSeq and is a predicted model, not a curated record. The coding region runs from base 18 to 584 and encodes 188 amino acids. The transcript is spliced from 5 exons. Lineage: Eukaryota; Metazoa; Arthropoda; Copepoda; Calanoida; Temoridae.